Symbiodinium necroappetens is the source of this 337-nucleotide messenger RNA. The record is from the annotation of a GenBank genome assembly. NCBI's taxonomy places the organism in Eukaryota, Dinophyceae, Suessiales, Symbiodiniaceae.
AUGCCGCAGAACGAGGAGGAAGGGGCGGAAGAGGCAGCAAGACAAGCCUUGUUCUCCUGGGCCGUGACAGCGUUGGGGCAGGCUGAAGGAGUCGUCGACAGUAAGAUCGAACUUGCUGAAGAUUCGUCGAACUUUGCGAAGUUUGUGGCGGAGAACAGAAGAAGAAGCACCGGCAAAAUCGACAUGUUGAAGCACGGGCUAAAUGGGAGUGACUUUUCGGUGUGGGGGAGUGACCAGUCCGGGCUGCAGACAAACCAACUCCUUGCUCUGCAGCAGAUUUCCUACGAGGGCCCACUGGCUUCUCCAGAAGAGGGUGAUGAGGGCAGCAGCAGCAGCA